UUCGCCGCUCGCCCUCAGUGUGCGCAACAGGUCUGUCCGUGUGUGUAAGCAUAAUAUUUGUGCGCAUGAAACAUUCGUGUGAGACCACAACGCGCGCACGUUUGCUCCGUUCGUGCUCAUACCCAAUCCCUCAGAAGACUUUGCUGAGAAAGAUCUCUCUGUCUUCGAAAGAAUGAAGAUAAACUCGAGAAACGGUAACAAGCUGGUCACACGAAUUUGAAGCUGCAUGCUCCCUCCUGCGACUUAGACCUCAGGUAGCACACCAAGCUGAGACGUGCAAGCGAAUAUGGCAGUGCUUGAAGGCAGCAAGAAACGCGUAACUAUGAAUAUCUCCCCUGCAGAAGUGAUCUCGUGAGGAUCCACAACCAGAAAUGCCGAGUUUUAUUGCUAGCGCAAAAUAAUUACAGAACAAGCGCGUAGUUAAAUGCGACGCUGGGUGAUCGGAGUUGGCUCUCUGUCCACUUUGACGAGGAAGAAAGCAAUAAGACACGCCGAGAAAUCAGGAGGAUAAAGAUUAUUGUCUUCAAUGCUGAUAUCCGGACUUCUGUAUUUCCCGCUCCAACGCUGUUUUCCCCUUUUCCAUGGUUGACAGACGAUUGCACAGACCUUCAAGUAUUCGUUUCUUCGCUGUGAACCUGCGACAUGGUUUCACUGAAAACAGAAGAGCGGUUCCAGAUCCAAAGCAGGGGCAUUCAUUUUCUUUCCAAAGACCGCGUCAACGAAGAAUAAGCACCCUCUGCGAGAGAGGGGCAAGGCACCAAGAGACGAAAACAGCGUGUCGUGGUACAGACACCCCGCCACAGGUCGUGACAACCGUGAGUCGUCGGUCGGGUGCUGUUUUUUUGCUCUUGGCCUUUUGCGCCUGCGGCGUUUUUUGAGGCCUAUAGGAAAAGAAAAGUGUGACAUCUAAUUCUUUCUGCUAUUGUUUCUGCGUAGUGUUUUCGUGUUCGUUCCUUUUUCCUUUGGCUUUCGAUGCGUCUUCACACAUCAGUGGAAAUCCAGGAACACAACACACGGUGUAGCUCUCUUUCCCAUUCUCGUUUUUCCCUCAAGUGUGUGCCAUUGUCCGUUUUGGCGUUCGUCAAGUGAGAAGAACAGGGAGCCGGCGACCGCCCUCGUGCCUGGCCAUAGCGACUACAGACAUGUCAUCCCAGAAGAAAACGACGGAUCUCAAGGAGUUCGCCGAUGGCGAUAUUCCUGACGACAUCUUGAAGGGAUGUCUUAGUACGGAUCUACAACUUCUUAAUGGAGACUGGACGAUCCUCUCCGACAGGUCAGGCCCUAUGACAGAUAUUACAGAGAUGCUGGGUCUGGAUAAAUUGGACCGAAUGAGUUGGGAACUCUCUCUCCAGGUCUCUGCUCCACGCCUGAAUCUCACGUUCACGGAAGAAGGCAACGUUGCAAUUCUUCGGGUGGACUGCAUGUGCCAGUUAGGCAUAGAGUACAUCCGUGAUAUUCAUUUCGAUGGCAAGCACAAAACCGGAGUGCAUCUUCGGGACUUAUUUCCCAAUCCACCCUUGAGUCACAUGUCCUCCGGAUUCGACGACGGCGAGCUCUGUGCAGUCAGGGACGGCUCCAAACUCUUCGUCCGCUACGAAAUGGAAAAGGGGACGUUGUAUAUGACUCGAGUCGUUCUUUAUAAAGACCCGGAAAACCGCGUUGACGGACCUAUCACCCUCGCCAAGUACUGCGUAGUGAACAAGAAGACGGGUGUCAAGCACGAAGUGUACAGAUACCAUCGACGAGUGAGCCAGCAGUCUAGUGAUGCCGGUUUCUGAGACGGAUGACAGUUGGACAAAACUGGUGUCUGUCAAAUUCCAUGUACGGCAAGGCGGUGCGCGCGUCCGACAAGGGAAUUUACAGUGUUCUUUUGUAGAUCAGCUUUCGCGGGACCAGAGAAACCAUCCGAGGGGGUCUGCAAAAGCGCCAGAAAAAAACAGAUUUGGGUAGACUCCACUGUUGAGUCACAGCAAAGUAAGCGCGCAGACUCAAGGUUCUUUCGCGAGUUGUCUGUGCCCACCUUCUCCUCCUUCCUCACGUUUCUCGUCCGAUGGCAGAGACCCAUCUGUUCUCUGUUCCUUUCUCCUGAGGGCAAGCGAGGAAGACAUGCGGGCACGUUCCGCAGAAAUGCUUUCGUCUUCGCUACGUCUCUCUUUCUGCCGUUCUUGCUCCUUCGUAUUUCUCGAAGAGGACACAGCAAUACGAAUGUUCAUCGAUGUCCUACGCUGAGCUUCGCUAGGUCGAAAACCAUAACCAGUUUUUUCGCGACGUCGUUUUCUCGCCUGUCUCCUUAUGGCACCCUUCCUGCGUAGCGUGAAAAACGCAACAGACCUGGCAGUCUUAUUGGGUCUACUAUACACAAAAAGUGGGUUCCCUCGCCUGUAAUCGGCUCCCAUCUUUGAUUCCUUUCACACUCGGUCUGUCUACUGGUCCUCUCUUCCUCUUGGCGUCGGUUGUCACGCAUCUACGGCUUCGUUCCGCUGGGGUCAGCCAGUGGUCGUUUUUUAGUGGGCUGCGUGCAUUCUUUUCACAACGAUUCCGCCGCAGUAGAUUGAUUCAGUCUCAAACCGAUCGUGACUUCUCUUGCAAAUCUUUCAGUAGGACCUGACACAAAGAUGUAUUC
Messenger RNA from Toxoplasma gondii ME49, 2623 nucleotides. RefSeq lists its product as hypothetical. The transcript has 6 exons. NCBI's taxonomy places the organism in Eukaryota, Apicomplexa, Conoidasida, Eucoccidiorida, Sarcocystidae. The coding region runs from base 1143 to 1778 and encodes 211 amino acids. The record is from RefSeq and is a predicted model, not a curated record.